Messenger RNA from Lepus europaeus (European hare), 1220 nucleotides. It is a transcript of the gene EXOSC8, whose product is annotated as exosome component 8. Gene Ontology annotation, biological process: U4 snRNA 3'-end processing; nuclear polyadenylation-dependent rRNA catabolic process; exonucleolytic trimming to generate mature 3'-end of 5.8S rRNA from tricistronic rRNA transcript (SSU-rRNA, 5.8S rRNA, LSU-rRNA). Gene Ontology annotation, cellular component: nuclear exosome (RNase complex); cytoplasmic exosome (RNase complex). The transcript is spliced from 12 exons. Bases 285 to 1115 code for a protein of 276 amino acids. Lineage: Eukaryota; Metazoa; Chordata; Mammalia; Lagomorpha; Leporidae. The record is from RefSeq and is a predicted model, not a curated record.
GACGCGCCGCGCGGCUGGGCCAGGCGCUGCCUGCGCGGAGAGGCCGCAGACUGCAGAGCGAGCUGCGUUGUUCGGUUCGUCAAAAUUCGUGCAAGGCAAGGAAACCUAGAGGCGCAUCCGGCUCGGGAAGGCCAAGGCCAAGCGAGCGCCACCAAGCUACCGCGCCGCCCGGCGCUCCUCCAGCGGCUGCGGGAAGGCCCCGGCGACCGCCGGGACGUGAGAGCUCUGCGCAGGCGCGCGGGCCUGUGGGCGGAGCGGCGCAGGCGCAGGCGCGCGCGCGGAAGAUGGCGGCCGGGUUCAAAACUGUGGAACCUUUGGAGUAUUACAGAAGAUUUCUGAAAGAGAAUUGUCGCCCUGAUGGAAGAGAACUUGGAGAAUUCAGAACCACAACCGUUAAUAUAGGUUCAAUUAGUACUGCAGAUGGUUCUGCUUUAGUGAAGCUGGGAAAUACUACAGUAAUUUGUGGAAUUAAAGCAGAAUUUGCAGCACCACCAGCAGAUGCUCCUGAUAAAGGAUAUGUUGUUCCUAAUGUGGAUCUACCACCCCUGUGUUCGUCGAGAUUUCGGUCUGGACCUCCUGGAGAAGAGGCCCAGGUGGCCAGCCAGUUUAUUGCAGAUGUCAUUGACAAUUCACAGAUAAUUCAGAAAGAAGACCUAUGCAUUUCUCCUGGAAAGCUUGCUUGGGUUCUAUACUGUGAUCUCAUUUGCCUUGAUUAUGAUGGAAACAUUUUGGAUGCCUGCACAUUUGCUUUGUUAGCAGCUUUAAAAAAUGUACAGUUACCUGAAGUUACUAUUAAUGAAGAAACUGCUUUAGCAGAAGUUAAUUUAAAGAAAAAAAGUUACUUGAAUAUCAGAACUCACCCAGUUGCAACUUCCUUUGCCAUCUUUGAUGACACUUUGCUUAUAGUUGACCCUACCGGGGAGGAAGAGCAUCUGGCAACAGGAACCUUAACGGUCGUAAUGGAUGAGGAAGGCAAACUCUGUUGUCUUCACAAACCAGGUGGAAGUGGACUGACUGGUGCUAAACUUCAAGACUGUAUGAGCCGAGCAGUUACAAGACAUAAAGAAGUAAAAAAACUGAUGGAUGAAGUAAUUAAGAGUAUGAAACCCAAAUAAAUAGCCAUGUUUUCAAAACAGAUUUGUAAAAAAUGUAUUUGUUAUAUUGUGCACAAUUCUUUUAUACUAAAUAAAUAUCAAACUACAAUCUUCUGAAAGAUGUUU